Tarenaya hassleriana is the source of this 807-nucleotide messenger RNA. RefSeq names its product 60S ribosomal protein L24. The coding region runs from base 73 to 567 and encodes 164 amino acids. Gene Ontology annotation, molecular function: structural constituent of ribosome; mRNA binding. NCBI's taxonomy places the organism in Eukaryota, Viridiplantae, Streptophyta, Magnoliopsida, Brassicales, Cleomaceae. Gene Ontology annotation, biological process: cytoplasmic translation. The record is from RefSeq and is a predicted model, not a curated record. Gene Ontology annotation, cellular component: cytosolic large ribosomal subunit. The transcript is spliced from 5 exons.
UAUAACCCAUCGCUUCCGCUAGGGUUUCCGAUUCUAGGGCUUCAGGAAGAGUUAGCCGGGGAAGCAGCAGCCAUGGUCCUCAAGACGGAGCUUUGCCGUUUCAGUGGUGCCAAGAUUUAUCCUGGCAGGGGAAUCAGAUUUAUCAGAUCUGACUCUCAGGUGUUUCUGUUUGCCAACUCCAAGUGCAAACGCUAUUUCCACAACCGGUUGAAGCCAUCCAAGCUGACAUGGACUGCCAUGUACAGAAAACAGCACAAAAAGGAUAUCGCCCAAGAAGCUGUGAAGAAGAGGAGACGGGCCACCAAGAAGCCGUACUCCAGGUCCAUUGUAGGUGCUACUUUGGAAGUCAUUCAGAAGAAAAGAACUGAGAAGCCAGAGGUUCGUGAUGCUGCCAGAGAAGCUGCUCUCCGUGAGAUAAAGGAGAGAAUCAAGAAGACAAAGGAUGAGAAGAAGGCGAAAAAGGCAGAGGUUAUGUCUAAGCAGCAGAAGUCUCAGGCUAAGGGAAAUCUCUCCAAGGGGGCUGCACCCAAAGGUCCCAAGUUGGGAGGUGGCGGUGGUAAACGCUGAUAAGGCAAAGCCUCUCUUGCCUCUACUCUUUUGGUAGUUUGCGCCUUUUAUAGUGUUAUUUGUUCAUUUUCAGAACAUUCUGCAAGAAUACCUGACUGAGUUGUUGUGCUGUCCAUUUUAUGCACUCAGGAGAAUUUGUUUGUUGCGUAUGAACUUUGUUAAGUUGUUGAGAUUAUUACCGGUUAAACAGAUUUGGCUCGGUUUCUUUACCGGUUAUCUGUAAUGUGUAUUGGUAUUUGA